AGUGUUUUCACUGAUAUGACAUCUGUUAAGCCUUUGCAAUUGACUUUAGCCAUCAUGAAACCUCAUGUGGUGUCUUGUCCAUUUUCUUUACUUUGGCCGAUGUAACUAACACCAACAUUGUUGGUAUGUCAAAUAGGCGGAGGAAGAUCAAUUCAGAUGCAUUUUGGUCAGAACACGGUUUACUUCUCUUGUGGGUCAACGAUAUCAGACGGACAAUACUGGAUAAUGGUUUUUAUGUUGUACGGUCAAAGCGCCAAACUAUUAAACUGGAACAGGCUAAACAAUUUUACAGUGAGCAUAAAACAAAGUUUUUUUAUAACAGGCUCAUCACAUUCAUGACAAGUGGACCAUCAGAAGCAUAUAUACUGGCUAGAGAAGAUGCAAUUUCAGUUUGGCGUCAUUUAAUGGGUCCAACUAAAGUUUUCCAAUGCCAGCUGAGUAAUCCUGAUUCUAUAAGAGCUAAACAUGGACUAACAGAUACUAGAAACGCCACACACGGAUCUGAUUCUGAUGAAUCAGUUCGCCAAGAAGUCAGUAUAAUAGUGCCACAAUUUUGCUUUGAGCAUUGGAAACAAACUGAAGAACCUAUGUUUAGAAAUGGAAAAGUACAAUUUAAUGAUCAACAGUUUAUUCAUGUUACACAUAAAAGUUAGGUCAUUUUAUAUGUGAUGAUGAAAAUAUUAAAAUAAUGCCAAAUAAAUAAAAAUUAUUGUUGACUA
Melanaphis sacchari is the source of this 719-nucleotide messenger RNA. Its product is annotated as nucleoside diphosphate kinase 6-like. Bases 126 to 653 code for a protein of 175 amino acids. The record is from RefSeq and is a predicted model, not a curated record. The transcript is spliced from 5 exons. NCBI's taxonomy places the organism in Eukaryota, Metazoa, Arthropoda, Insecta, Hemiptera, Aphididae. Gene Ontology annotation, biological process: GTP biosynthetic process; CTP biosynthetic process; UTP biosynthetic process. Gene Ontology annotation, molecular function: nucleoside diphosphate kinase activity.